AUGAUGGAGAACGACAGGUAUGGGAACAAGGGGGCGAGGGACCCAGUGAUGGUUGGGGUGAGGUGGCUUAAAAGUCGCUCGAAUAAGGAUCGAACCAUGCUCGGGGCAGCUGGAGCCGUACUGGCCUUGUUGCUGUUAUAUUUCAUAAUCGAGGAUCACGACGUGCUGUUCGUCCUGGCGGAGGGCGCACAGCUCAUUGGCAUCUUGAUUCUCAUGUUCAAGACGCUGCACAAGAAGUCGUGCGCGGGACUGUCGCUCCAGACGCAAAUUCUGACGGCGACGUUUCUGACGAUCCGUCUGUAUUGCUCCCUGAUGAUGGAGUUCGACGUGCACACGGUGCUGGACUUCCUGACGCUGGCUGCGACCGCGUUCGUCAUUGUCACGAUGAUGACCAAGCUCAAGCACACGUACAACGAGCAGCUCGACACCGUGAAGCCGUGGAUCGUUGGCGUGCCGUGCCUGGUCCUGGCGAUCAUCGCCCACCCGAACACGAAGCACAUGCUGUUCAACCGGAUCCUGUGGGCCACCUGCGUGUACCUCGAGGCCGUCUCAGUGUACCCGCAGCUCAAGAUGUUCCAGAACGCAAAGAUCGUCGAGCGCUUCACGGGACACUACCUGUUCCUGCUGGGCAUCUCGCGCUUCUUCUCGUGUGCGCAUUGGAUCCUCCAGUUGUUCGACAAGAACUCCUUCCUCCUCCGGGUCCUGGGCACCGGACUGUGGCCGCCGAUGGUGCUCCUUGCCGAGGCGGUGCAGACAUUCAUCCUGGCGGACUUCUGCUACUUGUAUGUCAAGUCCUACUCGCAGGGCAUCCCUGUCAUCCGGAUCCCAGCAGGCAUCGUGUAG
This is a messenger RNA of Pedinophyceae sp. YPF-701, 843 nucleotides long. The record is from the annotation of a GenBank genome assembly. NCBI's taxonomy places the organism in Eukaryota, Viridiplantae, Chlorophyta, Pedinophyceae.